This is a messenger RNA of Asparagus officinalis (garden asparagus), 1795 nucleotides long. Its product is annotated as protein disulfide-isomerase-like. The record is from RefSeq and is a predicted model, not a curated record. Lineage: Eukaryota; Viridiplantae; Streptophyta; Magnoliopsida; Asparagales; Asparagaceae. Gene Ontology annotation, cellular component: endoplasmic reticulum. Gene Ontology annotation, biological process: protein folding; response to endoplasmic reticulum stress. Gene Ontology annotation, molecular function: protein disulfide isomerase activity.
CCCCCUCCCCCCGAAAAUUUCCCCACUCGUACAAAGGAGGGAAAAUUCCCCCCAUUUAUUUUCACGAAGAGCUAAAAAACCCUCUCGCUCGCUCUACCCCGCUCUAAUGGCGGUCAAAUCUAGGGUUUGGAUCUCUUCGAUUUUUCUCGCUUUAUUCGUUUUUUCUUCGGUUUCUUCAGUUAGGGUGGAGGAGGGGACCGAAGCUAAGCAGGAGGAUUCGUCGGUUCUCACGCUCGACGCGUCGAACUUCGACGAGGCGAUCGCUAAGCAUCCCUUCGUCGUCGUCGAAUUCUACGCUCCUUGGUGUGGACACUGUAAGAAUCUGGCUCCUGAGUAUGAGAAAGCUGCAUCGGUGCUGAGUAAGCAUGACCCUCCAGUUGUUCUUGCUAAAGUUGAUGCUAAUGACGAAGUCAAUAGAGAGCUUGCCACUAAGUAUGAAGUGAGCGGCUUCCCCACACUAAAGAUCUUUAGGGAUGAGGGAAAGAAUAUCCAAGAGUACAAAGGUCCUAGGGAUGCUGAUGGCAUAGUUGAAUACUUGAAGAAGCAAGUUGGUCCUGCUUCUGCUGAGGUCAAAUCCUCGGAUGAUGUUGCAAACCUCAUCAAUGAUAAGAAAGUUAUUAUUGUGGGGAUUUUCCCUGAAUUUUCUGGUCAGGAGUUUGAGAACUUCAUGUCAGUUGUAGAUAAAUUGUGUUCUGAAUAUGAGUUCAUCCAUUUAUCGGAUGCUAAGCUCCUUCCUCACAGGGAUUCAUCUGUUAAGGGACCCGUAGUUAGAUUACUCAAGCCCUUUGAUGAACUUUCUGUUGAUUGUCAGGAUUUUAAUGUGGAAGCAUUAGAAAACUUCAUUGAAGUUGGUAGUGUGCCUAUUGUCACAACUUUUAACAAGGAUCCCACCAACCACCCUUUUGUCAUUAAAUUCUUCAACAGCGAAUUCCAAAUUCUACUUGAGUUUUAUGCACCUUGGUGUGGACACUGUAAGAAGCUGGCUCCAAUCUUGGAUGAAGUAGCUGUCUCGUUUGAGAAGGAUGCUGAUGUGGUCAUUGCAAAGAUGGAUGCUACUGCAAAUGAUAUCCCAGGUGAUUUCGAUGUUAAAGGAUAUCCAACUAUGUACUUCUCUUCCGCUAGUGGAAAGGUUAUGCAAUAUGAAGGAGGUAGAACAGCGGAGGACAUCAUUAAUUACAUAAAGGAGAACAAGGACUCCGCUGCUUCAUCAGAAGUGCCAGUUCAGUCCUUAAUGGCAAUUUUGUUCCCAGCCGAGGAGCCUCUCUUCUUGUCUUCUCGGAUCUGUGCAGUGAAUCAUGGAAUUCAGCUAAUGUUUGCCACAGAGUAGCAUGUUUUGCUCAGCUUGGUGAGGAGAAUCAGUUACACUCGGGUAUGUAGAAUUUGCUCUAUUCAGUACAUUUCUCUGGAUGUUGUUGUUUUGGAUUUGUUUCCUAUGGCCUAGACGGGGAAAUGCUUUCCGGGAGACUGUGUUGCUGUUAUUGGUUUUGCUGUACAUGUCCAUGUGGGUUUCGCUGGAAAAGCUGGUUUGCCUUCUUGCUGGAAAUGGUUGUACGUUUCGGAAAUCACUGUAGCAAGUCUUCGUUCUCUUGCUGGAAAUGGCAUUUUGUGCAUAUCAAAAUUCACUGUAGCAAGAGGAAGUUUGUAAUUAAUGAUACAAAUUUGAUAUUGUUGUUUCUAGUUUUCUUGAUGUAAUCUGUUUUUGAGAGACUUUAUGUACCUGGGUAUGCAAGAGGAAGUUUGUAAAUUAACGCUUUAAGCGCUCAAGGGGAAAUGGAAAAAUAGACUUUUAUGUUGA